This is a messenger RNA of Neltuma alba, 1053 nucleotides long. Its product is annotated as protein FMP32, mitochondrial-like. Gene Ontology annotation, cellular component: mitochondrion. NCBI's taxonomy places the organism in Eukaryota, Viridiplantae, Streptophyta, Magnoliopsida, Fabales, Fabaceae. The record is from RefSeq and is a predicted model, not a curated record. The coding region runs from base 1 to 633 and encodes 210 amino acids. The transcript is spliced from 8 exons.
AUGGCCGCGAUUGCGGCUUCUAGGAGCAGCUUCAUGGCUUUUGCUGCGUUUUCCAGGCGAAAUUCUCAGCUGGUAAAAUCGAGCGGAAAGCGGUUAUUUCUUAUUGACACGUUAGCCAUUGUUAGAAAAUUAGAAGGCCAAGGUGUACCCUCAAAGCAAGCUGAAGCGAUAACUGCUGCUAUAACUGAAGUCUUGAAUGACAGUCUUGAAAAUGCAUCACAAUCAUUUGUAUCUAAAGAAGAAAUGCAGAAAAAUGAACUGACUCAAGAAGCCAAGCUAUCCAAAUUCAAAUCUGAAGUGCAGAGCUCUCAGGGCAACCAUUUUUCUCUGCUGCAACAUGAGACUGAAAAACUUCGAAAUGAUAUAGAGAAGAUGCGCAGUGAAUUAAGAUAUGAGAUAGAUAAAGUCACUGCUGGGCAGAGGUUGGAUUUGAACCUUGAGAAGGGGAGAAUUAGGGAGGAACUGUCCAAUCAGAGUGCAGAAACUUCGAACCUGACCAACAAACUUGACAGAGAGAUUCAUGCCUUGAGAGCACAACUGGAAGCAGCGAAAUAUGAUGUGAUAAAAUACUGCAUAGGGACUCUUGUUUCAAUAUCUGCGGUUGGCCUCGCUGUUGUCCGCAUCUUGAUGUGAACAAGAUUGUGAUCCAAUUAAAAUUUGAUAAACUUGUCGGCAAAGGUUAAAAAAAACAUAAAAUAUUGGUUGAGGGCCUUGAAAGAGUGGAAUUUUAAUUAUGAAGACGUUGCACUCAUGUUGUGUCAGACGAAGAGUUGAAUACAAUUAUGGUUGUGGCUGAGCUAAAGUAAGCGGCGGCUCCCAAAUGGACCUUUUUUGAGCCCCGUUCUUUCGUUUCCAUAUUCUUUUGCUCAUUUAUUUGGAAUAAUUGCUUCAUUUGUACAUUCUCUAGAUGAGGCGACCUGUAUUAUAUUCUCACCAACUUGUAUUUUUCAUAUUCUAGAUCAACAGGAUGUUAAUCCAAUGUUAAGCUCCGCCUUGAAGUGCUCUGUACAUGUACUUUUGAAUCCUAUUGGAAGAAAUACAAGUCUGUCUUAU